GUUUUUUUGGGGAUAAUUGUUUAGGCCUGUGUUUGCUUUUUCAGUAUUCGAUGAAGAUUCUAUGAUGGUAAUUUUUGUGGGGGUAGGUUUACUUUGCAUGGAUGAUGUAUAUAUAAAAUUGAUUUUUCUGGUAGGAAAGGCUUGACCUUUUUUUUUUUUUUUUGGGGGGAUUGGGGAGGGGUAUCUUUUUCUGGUGGGUCACAAUCUUUUUCAGUUUUUGUGUGGUUUAUCCCCAAUUUUCCUCUGUUUGGGUUUCAGAGUAAUGAUUGUUUAUGGGGAAUGGAUAUCAACAACUCAUUCUAGUGUAUAGUUUGAAAUUGAAAUGCCUCCAACUUGAAAUAGUGUUAGGUAGUGAUUGUGAGAUGUGAAUUGUAAUCAAAGGCAGCCCCCAUUUUCAAUUGUUUAGGUAAAGGGGUUCCGUUUGGUAUUUUGCUUAUUAAUUUCUUUGUUGACACAAAAAAAUGAGGAGGUAGAGUUUGGAUGGACCGGCGGAGUUGGUUGUGGCGGAGGAAGUCGAGUCCUAGUGGUGAAACUGAAAGCUCUGCUGGAUCCAUUUCAUCCCAUUUCUCAGAUGAUCAGGUUCUUCUGAAUCACAACAUUCAAUCACCUGAAGUCACAUCUAAAACAGCUCCCACCGAUGCAGAACUUAAUGAAACUGUUAAGACUCUAUCAGCUAAAUUAUCAGAAGCUCUUGAGACUAUCCGCGAGAAGGAAGACUUGGUAAAGCAACAUGCAAAAGUAGCCGAGGAAGCUGUCUCAGGUAGAACCUUAUUUCCUAUCUUAUGCUGGAACUCUCAUCUUGAUGGAGCACUUAAAGAGUGUCUGAGACAGCUUCGACAGUCAAGACAAGAGCAAGAGAAGAAUCUCCAGCUCACUGUGUCCAAGACAAGUUCUGAAUGGGAGUUUAGAAAGUCUGAACUUGAAAAUAAGCUUGUUCAGCUCCAGGCUGAACUGCAAAAUUCUAAAGCCAAAGACAGUAACGUCAAAGAUCUUCAGUGUAAGCUUGAAUAUGUGGAGAAACAGAACUCAAUACUCAAGAUUGAGCUUGUUUCCAUAUCUGAGGAGCUCAAAUUAAUGACAUCUGAAAGAGACUUAACCACUCAUGCUGCUGAAACGGUCAGCAAACAACAGCUCGAGAGUAUCAAGAAGGUCGCUAACCUUGAAGCAGAAUGCCGUAUGCUUAAGGCAUUCGUUCGGAAAAAAUCAGCCAUUAACCACCACAAGUCUAGCGCUUCUUCCUCUGCUUAUGUUGAACCUUCCACUCAUAGUUUAUCAAAUACUGGAGAACAGCUGUCUAUAGUCGAAAAUGAUAGUUGCAACACGAAUGGUUUGGAGCCAAAUAAUAAUUACCAAAACAGUUCUGGCUUCUUGUCUUCUGCUUUAGUUUCUGAAUUGAGUCAAUAUAAUCAUGGAAAGCCACAUAAAAGAGAGCUUAUAGCGUCGUCUCUAGAGAUAAAUCUGAUGGAUGAUUUUCUUGAGAUGGAGAAACUUGCAGCACGUCCUGACAUAGUGUAUGAAAGAAGCAAUGGCAGAGGAGCACACAUCAGUGAACCCAUUUUAAGAACUGAACUUGGAGCCGCGAUUAGUCAGGCAGCUGACGUGGAGAAGUUGGCAAAGAUGGAGGAGGAGAAAUUGAAAUUAGAGAUGGAAUUAACUCAGUGUCAGGGAGAGCUUAAGAUAUCUAAAGAACAAUUAGAAGAAACCAUGGACAAUUUAACUGAAGUAAGAACUCAGUUAUCUAUGGAAAAUGAUGGCAGGAGAAAACUGGAGGCUGAAUUCAAGGCUGCUAUAACCAAGCUUAAAGACUUAAUAGAACAUUCACAGAAAAUGGAGGCUGAGAUUGUCGAGCUCGAAGCAAAGUUAUCUAUGGCAAAUGAAGCAAAGAAGAAGACUGAGGCAGAAGUCGAGUCUGCCAAUACUAUGCUCAAGAAUUUAGUUGAACGCUUAGAAGAAGCACAGAUUGAUGUUGUGGAGCUCCAAGCUCAGCUCAUUACAGCUAAUGAAGCAAAAAGAGCUGCUGAGGCUGAAGUUGAGGCUAUCAAUGUGAAGCUUAAGAAAUUAGAAUUUUGCUUGGAGGAAACUGAAGUCAAGUGUUUAGGAAUUCAAACCCAACUAGAAAUGGUGGAAGGAAUGAAAUCUGGAGUUGAGGCUGAACUUGAAGCUAUCAAUGCAAAGAAAUAUGUGUCAGAGUCACUACUUAAAGCGACUGAAUUGGAGCUUCAAACAUUGCUUUCUAAAGUUGAUUUUCUUCAAGAGGAGCUUUCCGAGGAAAGGGAUUUGCACCAGAAAACUGCUGCCAAGUUACAGAAACUAGAAAUUGAUAAUUCAGUGAAAAAAUCUGCAUCCCAGCUUCAGAAAGGAACUAUAUUCGGGGAAUUUACAAUCAAUAAGGAUAAAGAAAUGGCAAUAGCAGCUAGUCGAUUUGCAGAGUGCCAAAAAACAAUUGCUUCCAUUAAUUGGCAAUUGAAGUCCCUUGCUAUCAUGGAUGAUUUCUUGAUCGAGUCAGAUGAGCCAUUACAGAUACAAUGACAUGACAUCCUCUUCAGAAGUUGCUCUUUUCUGAAGGGAGGAUGAUUGUCAAAGAUUGAAAUAAUGCUGUUGAAUUUAAGAUUGAACAAUUGAAUAGCAGAAGAAGUUGCAAAGCUGGAAUAGCAAAAUCUUUGGUGCCAUUUGAUAAGUGCUUAGGCAUGAACUUAUUAGGUAGAUAAAAAAAUAUAUAAUCAUGUGCGGUACUAGUGAGUGUUAUGUGCAUAUUUGAAGUACAAAGGUUCCAAAUUCAUUGUACAGAAGUUCACGAGAAAAAGUA
Messenger RNA from Solanum verrucosum, 2806 nucleotides. Its product is annotated as filament-like plant protein 3. The record is from RefSeq and is a predicted model, not a curated record. Lineage: Eukaryota; Viridiplantae; Streptophyta; Magnoliopsida; Solanales; Solanaceae. The coding region runs from base 481 to 2529 and encodes 682 amino acids. The transcript has 4 exons.